Messenger RNA from Suncus etruscus (white-toothed pygmy shrew), 6000 nucleotides. It is a transcript of the gene ABI2, whose product is annotated as abl interactor 2. Gene Ontology annotation, molecular function: SH3 domain binding. Gene Ontology annotation, cellular component: lamellipodium. Lineage: Eukaryota; Metazoa; Chordata; Mammalia; Eulipotyphla; Soricidae. The record is from RefSeq and is a predicted model, not a curated record. The transcript is spliced from 12 exons. The coding region runs from base 72 to 1700 and encodes 542 amino acids.
CGCCGCCGCUCGGUGCCGGGUCCCGGGCACCCCGGCCGCGCUCGUCUGCGGGGCCCGAGGAGGAUGUGAAGAUGGCGGAGCUGCAGAUGCUGCUGGAGGAGGAGAUCCCGGGGGGCCGCCGGGCCCUGUUCGACAGCUACACCAACCUGGAGCGCGUGGCCGACUACUGCGAGAACAACUACAUCCAGUCCACAGAUAAGCAGCGAGCCCUGGAAGAAACCAAAGCCUACACCACCCAGUCCUUAGCAAGUGUCGCCUAUUUGAUCAAUACCUUGGCCAACAAUGUCCUGCAGAUGCUGGACAUCCAGGCCUCGCAGCUCCGGAGGAUGGAGUCGUCCAUCAAUCACAUCUCGCAGACUGUUGAUAUUCACAAAGAGAAAGUUGCAAGAAGAGAAAUUGGUAUUUUAACUACCAACAAAAACACUUCGAGGACACACAAGAUCAUUGCUCCGGCUAACCUUGAAAGACCUGUUCGUUAUAUUAGAAAGCCUAUUGACUAUACGAUUUUAGAUGAUAUUGGGCAUGGAGUAAAGUGGUUGCUUAGAUUUAAGGUGAGUACCCAGAACAUGAAGAUGGGUGGGCUGCCUCGAACAACACCUCCAACUCAGAAACCCCCCAGCCCCCCAAUGUCAGGGAAAGGGACACUUGGGCGGCACUCCCCCUACCGCACACUGGAGCCCGUCCGUCCCCCAGUGGUACCUAAUGAUUACGUUCCUAGCCCAACCCGUAAUAUGGCCCCCUCGCAGCAGAGCCCUGUGAGGACAGCUUCUGUGAAUCAAAGAAAUCGAACGUACAGCAGCAGCGGCAGCAGCGGGGGGAGCCACCCCAGCAGCCGGAGCAGCAGCCGGGAGAACAGCGGCAGCGGGAGCGUGGGGGUCCCCAUCGCAGUGCCCACGCCCUCCCCUCCCAGCGUGUUUCCAGCCCCCGGCUCAGCCGCUGCUCCUCCCCUUCCUGCUACUUCUGCACCUGCCCCUGCCCCUCUCGGCUCUGCCACUGCCCCUUCCUCCGCUGCCCCAGAUGGUGCUGCCGGGGCGCCCCAGACCCCCGCUGAUGGCUUCACUUCUCCUCCUCCCCCUGUUGUUUCUUCUGCUCCCCCUUCAGGCCAUCCUGUUCAGUUCUACAGCAUGAACAGACCCGCCACUCGCCACACCCCACCAACAAUAGGGGGUUCUUUGCCCUACAGACGUCCUCCCUCUAUCACCUCCCAGACCAGUCUUCAGAGCCAGAUGAAUGGAGGCCCUUUUUAUAGCCAGAAUCCAGUACCUCUCGCUCUCGCUCCUCCUCCCUCCAUUCUACAGGUAACUCCCCAGUUACCUUUAAUGGGAUUUGUGGCCCGAGUCCAAGAAAAUAUUUCAGAUACUCCACCCCCUCCACCGCCUGCCGAGGAACCAGUGUUUGAUGAAUCACCUCCGCCGCCCCCACCCCCUGAAGACUAUGACGAGGAGGAGGCCGCAGUAGUAGAGUACAGUGACCCUUAUGCAGAAGAGGAUCCCCCAUGGGCCCCGCGGUCUUACCUGGAAAAGGUUGUGGCAAUUUAUGAUUAUACAAAAGACAAGGAAGAUGAGCUGUCAUUUCAGGAAGGAGCCAUUAUUUAUGUCAUCAAGAAGAAUGACGAUGGUUGGUAUGAAGGAGUUAUGAAUGGAGUGACUGGGCUCUUUCCCGGAAAUUAUGUGGAGUCCAUCAUGCAUUAUUCUGAGUAAAAGCUUGUGGCCGGGCUGUUUCCCUCCCUCCCAGAAUAGUCAGGUCUUCCCAGAGGAAAAGGCCCUGGGGAUUCCCCUUGAGUGAAAUGAAUGAAGGGCAAAUGAUAAAAACUACUUAGUUUUGUUUGUUUAUCCCCCAGUAUUAAACAAAUCAAAGCAAAACAAACAAAAAAAAAAAGCAAGUUGAAUCUAAAGAAAUGGAUCUUGCUGCCAUCACCUGUACUGUGCUGAGCUGUGUGGAUUGAAAUAAAGGGACCAUCUUCUGACAUGCCAGAGCUGUCACAGCAUAACUAUGUCAAAUCAAUCAGGUUAAGACAAAUUUGGAAAACAUCUGGGAUAAUUUCUCAGGAAUACUCUGUGUCCUUAGGAUUUCUCCCCCUGCAGGCUCUGUACAUCACUGUACAUCCUUCAGUGCCUGUGCUAAGGUCAAGCGCCCACCCAAGCCCCAGUUUCUUCUGGUCCUUCAAGGAGGGGAACCAAGAUUUAGGUUCUGUCCUUGACCAUUUGCAGGACUGUUUCCCCCUGUAACACUGUAAAUCCUGCAUCCUCCUGGACAAGUCCGUGAUGAACUUACUUCAGCCCUUGAGUGUUUCUGAGUUUAUAGAGCAGGCAGUGGAUGAAUGUGAGUCCCCAAGUAUUCCGAGGGUGUCCUUUUGCAUGUGCUCUACUACAUGGGGCCCUGGGGCUCAGAAACUAAGAGAAACUAAGCUUGUGGUAAGUGGGCAUGAAGUGUGGGAACCCAGGCGGGGAUGUUCCUGGUUUCUCCAUAGGCUGCAUUGUAGAAACUCACCUUGACUCACCACAGGUGCUGUUCUGAGCACUGAGAUCCUGGAGGUCACACCAGUUACUUUUUUUUUUUUCUUUAUAGAAUCAUUCUUUUUUUAGAAUUUCACAUUUUUGAGUCUUGAUUAUCACUGGAAAUAGGAGGCUUGUUACUGUGCUUUCUGACUAUUAAUGGCCAGUGUUAGCUGCUGCUGCUGCAUUGUUUACUCACUUAAUUCUAGAAGAGGUAAAUUCUCUUAAUGUUAUGUGAUUGGCCUCUGAAGUAGCUGCUCUUAGGAAUUUGUACCUUCUCUCAAGUAUAUUGGGGCAAGUGGAAUAGAGCCAAUUACUUAAUCUCAUCCUAGAAAAAUAAUUUGAGAGAAAUGACAGUAUUUUUGUAUUUGCACAUUAUAGCUUUGGUUUUCAUCACCACUCAGUAUCAGGAGGUUCUGUUCAGGAGAACCUGCGAUGAAGAGCACUCUCAUGGUCCUCGGCCCCCCUCUACUGGGAGACAUAGGGAGGCAGGACCAGAGAUUGGCCUGGGGUGAAGGCACUUGCUUUGCGUGCGCAGUCCCUGGUUUGAAUAUCACUGCAAUGGGAGCCCAUGCAUCACUUGGUCUGGUCCAGAUCCCAACCCCUGCAGCUCUAAUUGCAAAUGUUUCAAAUACGGGUGUUGCACAGGAUGGUGCAGAUAGAAGAGGUUGAUGGUCUAGUCAUGUUUGAGGCACCUGAGAUGGUACAGCCAGAAGCCACCAGGCAUUUGAGACUGUUGGCACAGCACAAACCUUCACACUGACUGGAACCCCGAGGGAGAAGAGCUCCCUUAUCAAAUUUUUUUUAUAGUUACAGGUCUUGGUUAAUUUUUACACCCAUUGCAAGCUAGCUAUUUUUUCUUUUAUGGUUCUUGAACACUUUUAGUGUUCAUCAACUUGUCCAGAAUACAUUCUACUUCUGCUUUUGUUAAGUCAUCUGGGAAUUAUGUCUUCUGCUUUCCUUCAGAGAAAUGGCCCUGGGGGUUCUCAGCCUAGACCAUAAUUGGAUAGUUUACUUAGUAUUAUCACUGGGGAAAAUGUCUUAAUUAGGUAUUCUAGUCCCCUACUCCCAAAUGACAGUUUAAUUUUGUACUGAAAAAGCUUAGUAGAUUAAGAAGGUAGCGUAGGCAAUCCUGUGGAGUUAGUUCCCACAGCUUGUCCUGCUGACUGAAGACAGUGGUGCAGAAUGCAGUGGCUUGCCUGCUGGUCUGUGCCGGAUUGUGGAAUUCAGAAGAUGUGGGGAAGGCCUUCUGAUUUUCACAUGCUGCAAGGGGGAAGCCCAGGUCAGCUGAUUUGGAUGGGCAUUUUUUUUUGUUACAAAAAUACUGGUUUGGUUUUCUGCAUUUUACAAUUUUUGUAUAAUUUCGAAUUCUAUGUACUUAGAAGGAUACCAUAUAAUGAUGCUCCAUGGUUUACAGUAAUUGGAAACUUUUAACGUAUGUAAUAAUUUCAUAGAUUGCAUGCUGUGAGAGGGUAGUAUUUUCAAACUUUAUUCUAAGUUUUCCCCAUUUUUAUAACCCAAAGGUGGCUGGAACUAGGAAUUUCAAAAGGAUGCAGAAAUAUUAUAGCAAAUAAAGUCUAAAAUAUGUCAACUAGUAAACAACCAUUUUAUCAGGAUAGGAAGAAUGUAAUGGGUGAGUUUUUUUUUUUUUUAACAAGUGAUUUCAUUCUUUUUGACUUCUGUCCAGUUCUUUUGGGGGAAAAAGUGGCAUGAAAGCUUUUGGGAUUGGUUGUUAUUAUUGCAAUUAGGAGGUUUACAGAGACUUAAAUUCAAGUAUAUGAUGUAGAGCUAAGGAAGUAAAAAAAGAAAAGGAUAGGAAUAAACGUAUUUUUCAGAGACCUUUCUCAAUAUUUUCCAUCUUUUAGCUAUUUGCUCUUUCUCCCUGAAGGGUUCUUGCUUUUUCCACCCCAGCACUGGCAAAGGCCUGCUCCAUUAUCAAGUGAGUAGGUCAGAAAUUUUCAGCCUGCCUUUCUUUUUCCCUCUUGCUAUUACCCAGUUCGUCUUUUUCUUUAAGCAUCUUUAGAGAUGUCUAAUGUAGGUUGCUCCUUAGCAGUCUUAUUUGAUUAUAUUUUCCCCACUGGACUGUAUAGUACAGGGGUGUCUUCAUGUAAAACUGACACCAAUUCAGAGCCCUGCCACUGCAUAACCACAAGGGGUCGCACCUGAGCACCGAGUCAGGAAUAGCCCUGGAGCACCCCCAGGAGUGGCCCAAACUGUACUGAGGUCCCUCCCCUUCAGAAAAAAAGGUGUGGAAAGUGAGGAUGGCUUUUAGGUUUGAGAGCAUUAAAAUGAGAAUCUCACCUUCACUUUUGGGUGUCAUUUUCCUUUAGUAGGUGACCUCUGUUCUUGUGAUUGGAACAUGUUCCCAUGUCCACCCAGUCCCAUUUGUCCAGUUUGGAAUUACUUUAGCCAGAAUUCCUGACAGUGUGAAGAUGAUUUCCCUGAUGAUUUUUUUUUUUUUUGAACAAUAUUAGUUCAGGGCCAGAGAGCUAACUUGAUGGGCAGAGCACAUGCAGGAAGACUGGGCUUGGGUCCUGGCACUACGUGGUCCUGUGAGUACCCCAUAACGGUUUUAAUUCAGUCUCAUUUCACUGAUCAAAGAUGCUCUGUUUCAAAUAGCAGCUACUUCAUAACGGUGUUAACACUAUGUGACUCAGCACCACACUGUACCUUUGCUACCACGGUUUUAACUGAAUGUGCUCUGUCAAUUUAGAGAUUCUGAGCUCUUACUUGCUAUCUUCAAGAUACUUGAAAAGAUGUGCCAUGUUCUGAUACCACAAGAGUAUUCAAACUAUUUAAAGGAGUGUAUUAAGUGCAACUUGAGUGAAACAAAUUCUAAACCCAUCAGAAACCACAUCCAGUUCAGAGUUUUUUCCACAAAGUGCAGGUAGUGAAAAUGUGACAUUCUUUGAGCACUGGUCAAAGCACAGCAUCAGCCUUACUUAUCAAACAGGUCUUAAUAGAUGCAGCAUUGUACUCGGUUACCAAGUUUUUCUUUAUGCUGAUCUUUUUUCCUAUUUCUUAAGAAUCUCAUUCUUGGAAAAAAAAACCUGAUAAAUGAAAUGACAGGGCCUAGCUGUGUAUAAAUGAUCCUUGCUAAAUAUCUUGGUCUUUUUGUAAAAAAAGAAAACAAACAAAAAAAAAAGCUUAUUUUCACAUUAUAAUGGAAAUGUUUUUUGCAACUUCAAAAUUCUAUGGAAAAAGCAGUUUUUAUCAUGUUUUGUGUCCAUACAUCUUUUUUCUUAACAAAAUGGUUUAAAAAAAUGAAUAAACAAUUUCUGAUCUGGCCAGUUGUACUUUCAGCUUCCAAGGGGAGGCUCUGUAUUCCAAGUUGAAAACCAGAAAACUGAGGGAACUGUUCCUUGCCAGUGACAUUACUCGUGUGCCAUGAACCACCUCCAGAUGAGUGGGGGCGGCAUUCACUUUUUAAGUUUGAAUCUGUAUUUGGAAUUAAGUGUUGCAGUGUACUAAGAACUUGACCUAAAUAAAAUUCCAUAAAAAUCUA